GGUGGAGUACAUGCCAGAGAUUGCUGAGAUUGUUGGUAUUCCUGUCACACAGCUUCACAGUCCUAAUCAACUUGUCAUUAAAUUCCUUGCUACAGAGCUAUACCAUUUCAGAAUGACUGUGAUUGAUGGUUUCUCAUACUGUAUCCUGGAAGAUGAGUUUCAGAUCUUUGUGGACCGAGCGCCUCUACCGGGGUUAUCUCAGAUGAUCAUCUUUGCUACAGUCAGUGUUCUGAUGGGAGCUGCAGUAUUUAUCAUCUACCUCAAACACAUCAGAAAGACACCUAUCCACCGAACUCGAUCCAAUAUUGAACUUUUUCAAUGAAAUUGAACCUCAUCUUCCAUGACUGCAUUCGUGUAAAUAAAGUGUUUAUCACCUUGAUUUUGCCAACAAAUGUACAAUACUCAGGGGGUGUUACAAGAAGUGUGACUAAAAGUUGCACGUUACCCUCAGGUAAAGUAUGUGCGGUAUAUAAUAUGUCACAGCACUGGUCAAAUUAUUAUCCAUCAGGGGUCCGUUGCAGAAAGAGUUGCAUUUAAACGCAAGUCAAAAAAUCAAUCGCAAGUUCC
Messenger RNA from Lytechinus variegatus (green sea urchin), 567 nucleotides. Its product is annotated as cation channel sperm-associated protein subunit beta-like. The record is from RefSeq and is a predicted model, not a curated record. Gene Ontology annotation, cellular component: cilium; CatSper complex. Lineage: Eukaryota; Metazoa; Echinodermata; Echinoidea; Temnopleuroida; Toxopneustidae. Bases 11 to 322 code for a protein of 103 amino acids. The transcript is spliced from 3 exons.